AUGCACUUACGUUGUAAUGAAAUAAAGAUAGUCUCAAAGUAUUUUAAAGAUAUUAAUGAUCUUAUUAAUUUAGAAAUGGGAGUUAAAAGAUUUAGAGGAAAUAUGGAACGAUUUCAUUUUAAUCCAAUUCCAUUGAAUCAACAUUCAAGAAAAUUGUUUCCUAAUAUUGAAACAUUUCAUAUUUAUAAUAAAGAAAAUGAAAUAUUUGAAGAUGGAAGAAUAAUUAAACAAAUAAUAUGGUAUGAUGUGAGUUAUUCAAGAUAUUUAGAAGAGAAAAAAGAAAUGAAUGAAUGUAAAAAUAUCGAAUAUACAGAAGAAGAUAGAAAUAAAUAUGGAAAUACAAUACCAAUAGAAGUUAAAUCACUUGGAAAUAGAUGUUUUAGAUGGUGUGGUGAUAUUAACACCAAUUAA
Entamoeba histolytica HM-1:IMSS is the source of this 411-nucleotide messenger RNA. RefSeq lists its product as uncharacterized. Lineage: Eukaryota; Evosea; Mastigamoebida; Endamoebidae. Bases 1 to 411 code for a protein of 136 amino acids. The record is from RefSeq and is a predicted model, not a curated record. The transcript has a single exon.